AUGAGCUCUGCCGGGUCCCCAGAGGAGAGCCCCGAGGGGGACGCGGGGAGAUCAGGGCGGAGGCCCCCGGCCGAAGAUGCUUUCAAAGACAUUUCCACGUAUUUCUCCAAGGACGAGUGGACGGGGAUGGGAGACUGGGAGAAACGCCGGCACAGGAACGUGAAGAGGAACUACGAGGCGCUGAUCGCCAUAGGUCUCAGGGCCCCUCGACCAGCUUUCAUGUGUCACCGCAGGCAGGCCGUCAAACGCCGGGAGGAUGACGCUGAGGAUUCUGACGAAGAAUGGACGCCAAGGCAGCAAGUCAAACCUUCUUGGGUGGCCUUCAGAGUGGAACAGAGUAAACAACAGAAGGGAAUGCCCAGGGUGCCAUUAAGUAACGAAUCUAGUUUGAAGGAAUUGUCAGAAACAGCAAAAUUGCAGAAGACAAGUGACUCUGAACAGGUCCAGAAACCAGUGUCUCCUCCCAGAGAAGCAAGUACUUCUGGACAGCUCUCCAGACGAAAAUUGGAACUCAGGAGAAAGGAGGUUGAAGUGAAGAUGUACAGCCUACGAGAAAGAAAGGGCCAUGCAUACCAAGAGGUCAGCGAACCACAGGAUGAUGACUACCUCUAUUGUGAGAAAUGUCAGAAUUUCUUCAUUGACAGCUGUGCUGCCCAUGGGCCCCCUACAUUUGUAAAGGACAGUGCAGUGGACAAGGGACAUCCCAACCGUUCAGCCCUCACUCUGCCUCCUGGGCUAAGAAUCAGACCAUCGGGUAUCCCUGAGGCUGGGCUUGGAGUAUGGAAUGAGGCAUCUGAUCUGCCAUUGGGUCUGCACUUUGGACCCUACGAGGGCCAGAUCACAGAAGAUGAAGAGGCAGCCAACAGCGGAUACUCCUGGCUGAUAACCAAAGGAAGAAACUGCUAUGAGUAUGUGGAUGGAAAGGAUAAAUCUUGGGCCAACUGGAUGAGGUACGUGAACUGUGCCCGGGAUGAUGAGGAACAGAACCUGGUGGCCUUUCAAUAUCACAGGCAGAUCUUCUACCGAACCUGCCGGGUUGUCAGGCCAGGCUGUGAACUGCUGGUCUGGUACGGGGACGAGUACGGCCAGGAGCUGGGCAUCAAGUGGGGCAGCAAGUGGAAGAGAGAGCUCACGGCAGGCAGAGGAGACAAGGCAUAUGGCCCAGGCAGCCUUGUCAACAUCUACCCUGACCAAAAACUUCCUCUUCAGCAGAACAAAAGCCAGAAAUCCAUCCAUGUCCUUCCUGCUCUCUGGCCUUCUCAAGUCAGAAAUUCCUCAGCCAACAUGUGGAACGCAAUCACCCAUCUCAGAUCCUCCCAGGAACAUCUGCAAGAAAACAGCUCCAACCAAAAGAUCCCUGCACAGGAGACCAGAAUCAGCAGCAGCAACAUUCUGAUCCACCUAGCUGGAAGAACAAAGCUCAAGGUCAAGAGGUCAAAGAAAAGUCCAAACCUUUGCUUAAACAGAUAA
This is a messenger RNA of Ceratotherium simum simum (southern white rhinoceros), 1470 nucleotides long. The record is from RefSeq and is a predicted model, not a curated record. Lineage: Eukaryota; Metazoa; Chordata; Mammalia; Perissodactyla; Rhinocerotidae.